GCAUCACACCCUUGGCGCAGUCGCGAUCUCUGCCUGUUUCUCUCAAUUCUCAACGCGGACUUGGUCUUCAAUCCACCAGUUUGGCAACAAAUCCCUCUACUUCGAGGAUUCCUUCCUGUUGCUAAACUUCUGUUUCAUUGUACUCCCUUUUCUCAACCUGGUUCUAGCAAGCAACAGAACCAAAGUCGCAAUGCCACCCCAAAGGGAUGGCGCGCCGAUGAGCGCCUUCGAGCGUCGUCGGCUGGAGAAUAUAGCGACUAACCAGGCGCUUUUGAAUAACGCCGCCGCUGUGGCCAAGAAGAUGACGCCUAAAACGACACCUAAAUCGACACCAACGAGAGCCAAGAGUAGGACUCGAAGCACUCCCGUGAAGCGGGAAAGCUCACGGCCAACCAGAAUGAGCUCCCGACUCGCUGGUCUCGACGCCGACAACGAAACCCUCAAAAGAAAAAUGAAAGUCGAGGAAGAGACGGCAGCAGAGCAGGCCAAAGCGAAAAAGAUGAGGGUCAGCGGUGACCUCAACCUCGGCGACAUAACUGUGGACGGGAAGAAGUGGGUGGCAGGAAUUGGAGGUCUUAAAGGCAUUAUCCGAGGCGCGCAACCCGGUGUGAGGACUUUCACGGAAGACGACUUGACCGAAACGACGGACAAAGGACUCAAAGACUUGAGGUUGCGGAUGGGAGGACUCAAGUUAUACGAGCAUUGGGCGCCUAACGAAAUCAAGAUCACGCCCCAACGGGCUUAUGCCCUUGGAUUUCACCCCACCGAAUCCAAGCCCAUCAUUUUCGCAGGAGAUAAAGAAGGCGCGAUGGGUGUUUUCGAUGCAUCUCAGACAGCUCCAGAAGUUGACGAUGAUGACGAUGACGCCCGUAUCCCGGACCCCAACAUCUCAGCUUUCAAGACGCAUUCCCGCACAAUUACGUCGUUUGUGUUUUCCCAACACGACACGAACAGCGUUUAUUCGGCGUCAUAUGAUUCAUCAAUUCGAAAAAUGGAUCUAGAGAAAGAGACUUCUAUCCAAAUGUAUGCUCCGUCAGACGCAAACGACGAGUUGCCCAUCUCGGCACUGGACAUGGCAGAUUCGGAGCCGAAUCUGCUCUUCUUUUCCACUCUAGAUGGUGGCGUCGGCCGUUACGAUAUGAGGACACCUGGUGAUGAUGCGGAAAUUUGGACCCUUUCAGAGCAGAAGAUAGGAGGUUUCUCGCUCCAUCCCCUACAGCCUCACCUGGUUGCUACCGCAUCUUUGGACCGGACUCUCAAAAUCUGGGAUCUACGAAAGAUCACUGGAAAGGGGGACUUGAGACACCCUGCCCUUAUUGGGGAGCACGGGUCGCGCUUGUCAGUGUCGCAUGCCUCAUGGAGUCCUGGUGGACACAUUGCCACGUCUUCAUAUGAUGACACGAUCAAGAUCUAUGACUUUUCAGAAGCGGGAAGCUGGAAAACUGGGAAGGACAUUGACUCAAAAGCGAUGACGCCCAGCCACACUGUUCGACAUAAUAACCAGACGGGACGCUGGGUGACGAUCCUCAAGCCGCAGUGGCAGAGGAGGCCGAACGACGGAAUUCAGAAAUUCGUUAUCGGAAACAUGAAUCGGUUUGUCGAUGUGUUUGCCUCAGAUGGCAGUCAACUUGCCCAGUUGGAUGGUGAUGGUAUCUCAGCAGUGCCAGCCGUAGCUCAUUUCCAUCCCACAUUGGACUGGGUCGCGGGGGCCACUGCUAGUGGAAAGUUGUGCCUCUGGCAGUAGCCCAGUCCGGCGGAUCUGACAAAGAGUGGAUGUGUACAUGUAUAUGGAUAGAUGGCUGGCUGGCUUUGAUGUCCUACGGGAGUUGGAUGUCUUGUAACGGUACGAAUGGAUGGAAUGUUUCGUUGAAUUAUGUCGAACGGCGGGAAAUGGCACUGUUGCCUCGAGAGCAACCAAAAGGCUAGGACCGAAAGCGAGGCUGCGCCGGA
This is a messenger RNA of Ilyonectria robusta, 1950 nucleotides long. RefSeq names its product WD40-repeat-containing domain protein. Gene Ontology annotation, cellular component: nucleus. The coding region runs from base 191 to 1744 and encodes 517 amino acids. The record is from RefSeq and is a predicted model, not a curated record. The transcript is spliced from 2 exons. Gene Ontology annotation, biological process: regulation of DNA damage checkpoint. Gene Ontology annotation, molecular function: DNA binding; protein binding. Lineage: Eukaryota; Fungi; Ascomycota; Sordariomycetes; Hypocreales; Nectriaceae.